GUAGAUUACAUAUCGAAGCACUGCCCAGCAUUUUUCGGUGGUGGCUGCCCAUAUGCCAAGCUUGCCCAAGAAAAGAAAGGCGUCUGUGCCAAAUGUCCUCCUUUCAACAAUGGUUGCCCUUUCAAACAAUGCAAGACCGUGGGUGAGCUUCAAGACAUGAUGGGUCAGAUGCGUGACCAGUCCAAAGGCGAAGCUCAAUGGAUCGAGUUUUUGAAGGAUGUCGUCUUUCUUAGUAAGGAAAAAAAGGAAAAACACGUAGAGCACAGAACUCAAAGCCUAUUCAAGGGUGGCUGCCCCUUUGCCAAAGACACUGCAGGAAAGGAGAUUUUGAAACCUGCAUACAUUGAAGUGAGUAAUUUCGGUUUCAGAAUGAAAAUAUUAAAUGGAAACCAUCGAUAAAGAGCUUUCUAACGUAUUGCUUUGGUGCGGGAAUUUCUUUUCGCUCCCUAGUUUUUUUUAAGCAAUUCCAAACAAUUGUCACUGUAUAGUGUUUUUUCCACUUUCAUAGCAAAUCUCGAAACACGAAUCAUUCUACAGAAUCUAUAACCUGAAAUAAAGAAAAUUGUGACUAGCUCACGUCUGAUUUAUUUGAGCUGUUGUGUACCGGUUCCCAGUGAAUAUUCUUGUUUCUAGUUCAACUUUAUAUCCGCUUGAACCUGCAGUGUCCAUAUUCUUUGACGGUUGAAGAGAUCGUCAAGAAGUGUCCAGUUUUUGGUGAAGGUGUGUGCCCAUAUACAGGUCUUGUUGAUGAAAUGAAAGGAAUCGCCGAAAACUGCCCUGGUUUCAAAGACGGAUGUCCCUUCAAGAAUCUGACAACCAUGGGUGAGUACGCGGGCAAACUGGCCGAAAUGCGAGAUAAGACUACCACUCCAAAGGGUCGGGCUGCAUUCGAGAAGUUGAUAAAG
Messenger RNA from Pocillopora meandrina, 905 nucleotides. The record is from the annotation of a GenBank genome assembly. Lineage: Eukaryota; Metazoa; Cnidaria; Anthozoa; Scleractinia; Pocilloporidae.